This is a messenger RNA of Nematocida major, 744 nucleotides long. Its product is annotated as 14-3-3 protein epsilon. Bases 1 to 744 code for a protein of 247 amino acids. NCBI's taxonomy places the organism in Eukaryota, Fungi, Microsporidia. The record is from RefSeq and is a predicted model, not a curated record. Gene Ontology annotation, biological process: signal transduction. The transcript has a single exon. Gene Ontology annotation, cellular component: cytoplasm.
AUGGCAGCAUACGAAGAGUCUGUGUACAAAGCCAAACUGAGCGAAAAAGCAGAAAGAUUUGAGCAAAUGGUAGAGUGCAUGAAAGAUGCAGUGAAGCAGGCAGACGCAGCCAAAAAUCCAAUAGAGAUAGAGGAGAGAAACAUGCUCUCGGUCGCAUACAAAAACCAAGUUGGCGCGAGAAGAACCUCUUGGCGGAUACUGAGCAAGUUCCUGCAGGAGGCCAAAAUAGCAGAGCCUAGCAACACGAAAAACAUAGACGUUAUUGUCGAGUACAUAAAAAUAGUUGAAAAUGAGCUGAAUUACAUAUGCGACGACCUUCUUUCACUUCUAGACACGUACUUGAUCCACGACACAGCGAAGGACUCGCAAGUUUUCUUCCUGAAGAUGAAGGGAGACUAUUUGCGGUAUAAGGCCGAGAUAGCCACGGGGGAGUAUCUUUCCGAAGUCUCUGAGCAGGCAUACCAGGCGUAUCAGCAGGCGAUGGAGAUGGCUGAUGCCAACCUUCCUCCAACAAACCCGACACGGCUGGGGCUGUACUUGAACUACUCGGUCUUCUGCUUUGAGAUCCUGAACCAGAGAAAGCGUGCGAUAGAGAUGGGAAAGCAGGCUUUUGACGAUGCAAUUUCAGAGCUGGACAGUCUGACCGAAGAGAGCUACAAGGAUUCUACGCUUAUCAUGCAGCUGCUGCGAGACAAUCUUUCCUUAUGGGCUACGGAGUAUAAUGAAGAGGACACGGCGUAUUAA